GCAUUAUCUCUUACUUCAUGUUGACAAGCGGAAAAAGGAAGUAACUCGUACUUUUAUCACAGAAUAGCCAUUUCUCAGACUCGUACAUUUGAUGUAUGUUUGAGCCAAUGGAAAACAUUCUUCUUGCCACGGCCGCGGGAAGUUUCUAAAAUGGCAGCCUCCAGUGAAAAGUUGCAAGGAACGUAACCACUGCUAAUUUUUACUGAUUUAUUCCAGUUGCCAUUUUAAACAGAUUUUUUAAAGUGUGUUACUUAGUCCACUAUGGAAAAAGAAGCUGUUGGAAGCAUCUUGGAUUUUACUGGCAAAGGGGUCACAAAGAUAGAAUACUUGCCUCAUGUGGACCCAACAACUAUUAUAUAUGACAAGAACGCUAUAUCAAAAUUGGAGAAUUUGGAACAGUACAAGCGAGUCCAAGAGUUGUCAGUUGCUGACAGUCAUAUAGUGAGAAUGAAUGGGCUAGAGAAGCUAAGGACACUGCGAAUGUUGAAUUUGCCAAACAAUAGCAUUGUUUCAGUUGAAGGUCUUAGUAAUCUGACAAAUCUAAUGUGGCUGAAUUUAUCUGGAAACAGUAUCAAGGUCAUCGAAAACCUGUCGUCCAAUAUUCAUCUUCAGCAUUUGGAUUUUUCUGACAACUGUAUCUCUUCUUUAAGUGACCUGUCAUUCCUGGGUCAUUUGAGGACCCUGUUGCUGCAUGGCAAUAUGAUCAGUUCUGUACGGACAGUUCCAGACUUCCUGCCCAACUCCAUUGUGGCCUUGUCAUUAGCAGAAAAUGAACUGGACAACUUGGCAGAGAUUUCCUGUUUGUCAAGUCUUAUCCAUUUGGAGCAGCUUUCAAUCAUGAACAAUCCCAUGACAGCUCAACCAGAUUUUGAUUAUCGGCCUCUAGCCAUAAGCUGCUGUGAAACUCUCAAAGUCCUGGAUGGUCAUAUUAUUUCUGAGAAAGAAAGAUUAAAGACAGAGUGGCUGUACAGCAACAGGAAACAGACUGCAUCUGAGAAGGCUGACACCAGGCCCAAGUCUGCACAGUCCAAUGGGAUUUCACACGUGGGACUGAUAGAGCAGUUGUCCGACGUCAAGGGGAGACCAGCCACAGCUCCUGUUUCUUACAACCACUCUAUACACGGCAACACAUUUGAUUCUCAGCAAGAGUCUGUUGAGCUGGCGGUGGUCCAUGGAGACAGUACUGGUCAUGUGACAGGAGCAGAUGUCCCUGCGAGAGGAAAGCCAAGAGCAGCAUGGAGUAAUCAGGAAGGAGCAGUGACAUUGGCCAUCUCUCCUCAGACAGGCACAGGACUUCAGACUGCAUCAGCAGAAUGGACAGAGGAUUAUGAGUCUGACCAGUUAGAGUCAGAGUCUGUGUACCUUCCUGUAGGGAGUCCUCACACUCCUCAGCUAUCCUCACUGGCCACUGUCAUUCAUCCUCAUUCCACAACAGAGCAUGGAGCACAGGAGAAAGUGCAACCAAAACCACAGCGUCUGACACAGCACAAGGCACCACCUACAACGCAAUCUAAGGCACAGCAUCUGACACAGCACAAGGCACCACCUACAACGCAAUCCAAGGCACAGCAUCUGACACAGCACAAGGCACAGCAUACAACGCAAUCUACAAUACAGCACACAGCACAACCCACGUCAUAUUCAACAUCACAGCCUGUAAAGUCGAGGGAGGUUCUGGCCAUAAGGAAGGAUUCCCCUGGGAUAAAAACAGGAAAAGUCUCCCCAGAGCAGCUGCUCCGGAUCCCGUCCCGCCCUGCUCCACAAGCUCCCAGCACCUCGACAGUCUCUAAGAGCAGGUUUGAAAGCCAUGAAACACGUGCCAUUAAGCCACUGAACCAGGAGAUUGCACGAGGUAGGACCCCUGCUCAGUCACAGCACAAAAUGGAUUUGAAAAUUGAGCCUAAAGCUGGAAACAGAAAGCUUCUGAAUACCGUGCCUGAGGUGACGAAAAGUGAGCCAAAAAAGAAAGAGGUCAUUUCGCAGUCAGUUCGAUCACAUGCGCUGAGCCACAUCAAAGAUGUUGCUGAGAGCCGGAAGAAUCUGAAGAAAAGUAGUCAACAACAACAACAACAGCUGGUGUCAGAGAACAGCCUGAAUAUAGGCAAGAGGCUUGUGAGAGAGGCCUGGCUAGGGGGUGGGGUGAGAGACUCAGGAUUUCUCUCACGACCAUCCAGUGAUGCAAUCGACAUUGAUAGAUUAGAUCAAGAGAAGGCUGCUGCUACAAAGAUCCAGUGUGUGUGGCGCGGCUACUGGGCACGUCAACACGUCCCCAGGGUGAGGUGGGUGCGAGAGGAGAUGAGGAGGAGGAGGAUGGAGGAGCACAUCGUGUUUCUGAGGGCAGAACUAGACAGACAAAAACUGCUGUACAAGGAGGAAAGAGAGCUAAGGCAUCUACAGCUAGAGGCUAUCAAACACCUGUGGAAGGAGGUUCAAGCACUACAGACUUGGAAAGCGAAUAUUUUGUCAGAACAGACCAGCUGUAACCGACAUAAACACCUCAACAAGGAGAUGGAAAACACAAUGGAAAAGAUAGAAGUCAUCAGCGAGCAAGGCUACAUUAGGGAGAAGACAGUUACCUCCCCUAUGCCAGACGAAACCUUGGCCACUAGCAAACAACAAGAACUAGAGAAAACUUGUGCUUAUCUGCAGGGCCAGGUACAACAGUUACAUCAGACCUUACAAGGCUUCUCACACCUUGUCCACUCCAGUCAUCUACUCACUCAGGCAUUUGAGAACCCCUGCAGAGGGAGCCAUGAGAGCAGUGUUCAUGUGACUGGCUACACCGGUAGCUUAGAGAUGCUGUCAACAGGGUCUGCCCAUCACAACCACUGGGGUCUGUUGUGUGCACCCCAGGCAGGGAUAGGCGAGAAGGACCCCACAAGCCUCAACCAUGCCUCCCCAGGCUGCCCCACCCCUCCCUCACAGCUACAGUUUCACCCCCACACACCCCACAGUCUUGUAUUGUCGUGGCAACCCUCAAAGAUCAUUGGUGCUUCUCAGCAGGAGAUUGAGCAGCCAUUGUUAGGAUAUCGAAUCUAUGUGAAUGAAGUGCCCCAUGGCAUGGUGCCGGGUCACCAGACCUCAGCUGUGGUAGACGGGCUAGACAGGGCCUUAACAUACAGAUUCCAUGUGAGAGGUAUAUCCAGCAUUGGGGAGUCACAGAAGUCUAAUGCAGUACUGGUUGAAGCUGGCCCUCACAAGGGUACCAGCAGCAGCAGCAGUAGUGAUGAGCAGUCAGAUGAGACAGAUGAUGAACAUGGAUCCACGGGUAGUCUGUCAGAGGAGCCACGCAGGCAGACAGCAGAGGCGUUAAGCCAUCAGAGGACCAAGAGAAAGUCACCUCACAGAGAGAAAGAGGUGCGGAGGAGCCUGGAGGAGAAAGCUGGAGCUGAUACAUCCAGAAAAGACAGCUCUAGUGCGGAUGAGAUGACUAUAUUUAGGUAUCCCAGACUACACACACCCAAAAGGGGUGGCAGGAAUAAGUCUCCUGAAUCAACAUUACAGUCUGAUCCGAAACUGGUGUCAUGUGAUGUCAGUGACCUUGACAAGGUCAUUUCAAAGUCACCUGAAACUAAUCUGAAAUCCGAGGACUGCCGGCUUAAGACUGCGGAUCAUAGACGGCUUACAGCAAGCCCGAAUUCACUGACGUCUACAGAUUCCUCUCCCAAACAGAAUGAUGACUCAACAGAGUGGGCUCAAAAGCCCAGGCGACUACGCACAAAGGAAUGUGGUGGAGGAACUGUUGGCGAUGUCCCUGAUAGCAUUGUGCAGGUGUGUGUGGAAGAUGCGCCCCAGGGUAGUGAAGAAGCAGUGACUGAGGCUGUGGAAAGUGCGCACAACAAGAUUAACAUUGGCUCACAAAAGGAGGUGAUUAAAUCCCCUAGAUCUCAAGAGAGAGAACUUCCACAAGAGACAAAAAAGGAAAGUUCCUCAAGUAACUCGGGCAAGAAUUCGUCAGGAAAAAGUGAGGGAGCUGUAAACAACCCAGGGUUAGUGUUGUCAAAGCCAAAACCAUUGCUGAGCACAAUGAGGAAACCACCAGCCAGCCAGACAAGUCCGCACAGUGGUUCCGCUACACAGGAUGGGGCUAUGCCUGCACGACCUUCCUCUGGGGAAAGACGGCGUAUGCCAGUAGCAGACAUGCUGGAGAGAUUUGCAAACAAACAGAACAGUAUGCAGGAGUCCGGAUCCAGUUACAGGUCAUCUGUAUCAGGCUCAACUGCUACAAUAACUCUGCCCAAAACAAAAACUGCUGAGUCACUGAAACUGGGUGCCCUUGGUGAUGAGAAUGAGCUGAGAAAGAGUAAAUCAGAGAACUCUUCCCCUACGGAGAACAGUCAGCCCGUGAUGGCCACGGUUGCGGAUAGCGAGCCAUUCAGUAUUAAAAGUCGAACUCAAGGCAGCUUUGUGUCCAAGCUGUUGCAGAAACUACAGACAUUUUCCAAAGCACAAGAGCAGAGUAUUCGACAGUCACAGAAGUCACUGAAGUCUCGUGCAAAGUCUAGCAGUGACACAGCUUUGGCCACUGGAGAGAGUGAGGAUAUAGUGUCAGGGCGUCCUCGUCGUAUCAGCGGGGGUGAGGAUAGCGAGGAGGAGGCCAGGGCUGUCCUCAGUGACUCAGCACAUUGUCCUCCCUCCAGUGAGAAGAAGAAAGUUAACAAGGGACACAAAAGAUCAUCUAGUAUGCAUGGUGCAGGGCCUUUUGUUGCUAAGGAGGCUGCAGCCCUGGAAAGUGGACACAGUCCAAUCAUUAUGGACGGGGCAAGGAAGAAGACUAGUCCCUCAGCUGGAUCUGGUAGUGUCCGUAGACACGCCUCAUUCCACGGUAUCCUUCCCUCCAAAGGCCAGGAGAUCAGACAGCCCUCAGAGGAUACUUCCUCUGGGAAGAUCAGAACUGCCCCCAAACCCUCCCCCACGGAGAGCAGUGGCCAGCCCACCUUCAGGUCUCGAUCUCCCAGCCCUAAUGCCAGCACCCGUAGUAAUGUUUACCAGCCUGUACUGUCAGCAGCCCAGUUACAGAGACUCAAGUCCCCUGCUGGCAUUGGGCACUGAAACCAUGGGUGUCCAGUGCCAUUGGCAACCAACUAGAGACACUCGUCCCCUGCUGGCAUCAGGGAUUGAACGGUUGAGCAUCCAGUGCCAACGGCAUCCCAGCUGCAGACACUCAUGACCCCUGCAGGCAUCGGGCACUGAACCACAGAGCGUCCAGUGCCAACAGCAUCCCAGCUGCGAACACUUAUGACCCCUGCCGGCAUCGGGCACUGAACCACUGAGCGUCCAGUGCCAACGGCAUGUUAGCUACAGACACUCAUGACCCCUGCCAGCAUGGGGCACUGAACCACUGAGCGUCCAGUGCCAACGGCAUGUUAGCUACAGACACUCAUGGCCUCUGCUGGCAUCGGGUACUGAACCACUGAGCGUUCAGUGCCAACAGCAUCCUAGCC
Messenger RNA from Liolophura sinensis, 5444 nucleotides. RefSeq lists its product as uncharacterized. Gene Ontology annotation, biological process: negative regulation of cilium assembly. The transcript is spliced from 24 exons. NCBI's taxonomy places the organism in Eukaryota, Metazoa, Mollusca, Polyplacophora, Chitonida, Chitonidae. The record is from RefSeq and is a predicted model, not a curated record. Gene Ontology annotation, cellular component: centrosome. The coding region runs from base 262 to 5052 and encodes 1596 amino acids. Gene Ontology annotation, molecular function: protein binding.